AUGGCGGCCAGUAUGCCUGAUGUCUUCAACGUCCGUACGUUUUGCCUUAUAACCGGCGCAAGCAAAGGAAUAGGACGUGGUAUAGCCACUUCAUUGGGUGACAAAGUAGGUGAUAACAGUGUUAUGGUCCUAGUUGCACGGUCGGAGGCUGGAUUGCUGGAAACGAAACGUUUGAUAACUUGUCGGCGUGGGGGAGAAGUCGAUGUUCGUAUUCUAGUAUGUGACCUUGGGGUUAUGAUGUCAAUUUCGUCACAUAUCCAACCCAUGUUCACUGACAUUGAACCAGAGACAUUCCAACAUGCUAUAUUAAUUAAUAACGCUGGGUCUCUGGGGGAUGUUUCCAGCAAACUACGUGAAUUUGGUGACCCGUUCGAACUGCAGAAUUAUUACGGACUGAACGUCACAACGGCAAUUUGUGUCACCUCGCAGUUCUUAACGAAUUUCCCCAAGAGAGACAAGUUGCGACGCACGGUGGUAAACAUUACAUCAUUAUGUGCCAUACAGCCGUUUAAGUACUCCUCGCUUUACUGCUCGUCUAGAGCUGCCAGGGAUAUGUUAUUUCAAGUUCUGGCUGCAGAGGAACCAGAUGUCCGCGUUGUGAGCUAUUCCCCCGGGCCGAUUGACACCGACAUGCAGCGCGACUUACGAGAAAACUUGGGGGAUCCGGAGAUGCAAAAGGUUUAUGCGGAUCUGGAGACUAAUGGCGCAUUACUGACCGUCGAUCAGACCAUGAAAACCUUAAUAGCUCUUCUUGAAGAGGACUCUUUCAAGAGUGGUAGUCACGUGGAUUAUUAUGAUAUUAACAAGUGACCUUGCUUGCCUAUGUGUUUAUUAUAGUAGUAUAGUAUAGUAUAUUUUAUUUGACACUAAAUAAUAUAUUUUG
Messenger RNA from Saccoglossus kowalevskii, 883 nucleotides. Its product is annotated as sepiapterin reductase-like. The record is from RefSeq and is a predicted model, not a curated record. Gene Ontology annotation, molecular function: sepiapterin reductase (NADP+) activity. Gene Ontology annotation, biological process: tetrahydrobiopterin biosynthetic process. NCBI's taxonomy places the organism in Eukaryota, Metazoa, Hemichordata, Enteropneusta, Harrimaniidae.